Diachasma alloeum is the source of this 1029-nucleotide messenger RNA. RefSeq lists its product as uncharacterized. Gene Ontology annotation, molecular function: catalytic activity. The record is from RefSeq and is a predicted model, not a curated record. Lineage: Eukaryota; Metazoa; Arthropoda; Insecta; Hymenoptera; Braconidae. The transcript has 2 exons. Bases 1 to 1029 code for a protein of 342 amino acids.
AUGAAGGUGCUACAGCUCAACCUCAACCAUUGCGAGGCUGCACACGACCUGCUCAUGCAAACGGUGCGAGAGCUGAAGCCUGACCUGGUUAUGAUCUCGGAGCCAUACCGACAUCUUGACACCCAAUCCUGGAUUACUGACGCCAGCAAGAAGGCUGUAAUCUGGGCUUGUAGAAAUCAGCCAUUUCAAAGUAUCACCGGCGAGGGUAUACAUAAUGGGUUUGUGAAGGCUAGGGUUAGCGGAAUUUACUUCUACAGCUGUUAUGCUCCCCCGAGCCUCCCCUUGGACGAAUUCACUGACUUCCUGGACGAAUUGACCGAGGAUGCGAAUCGGCACUUUCCCGUGGCAAUAGCUGGGGAUUUCAACGCCUGGGCAGUUGAAUGGGGAAGUAGGGAGACGAAUCCCAGAGGGCAAGCCAUACUGGAAGCCAAUUCUGACCACUGCGCGAUUCUGUGGCAGGCAAAUAUUGGCCAGAGAACCGCCCUAACACCAAAGAAGACCAACGGCAUUGGCUGCAGGGUGAGCACUUUUGAUCCUAGCUCCUAUUCAGCAGCGUUGGACGAUCGCCCGAUCAGUGAUAGCAAUGCCACUGAAAAGGCACAAAAUGUCAUGAAAAGACUGACGGAAGCCUGCGAUGCAACCGUGACCAGAAAGCGGGCUACAAACCGGCACCCACCGGUGUACUGGUGGAAUGAAACCAUCGCCACCCUGCGAAAAGAGUGUAAUGCAGCUCGGAGACGGUCGCAGCGUGGCCGCAAGAAGCCGAACUCCGAGGAGUUGCAGACAAGAUAUACGGAAGCACGCCGAAACCUCAGCAAGGCCAUCAAGCGCAGCAAAAAGCAAUCUUGGAGGGAACUCCUUGCUGAGGUAGAAAGCGAUACGUGGGGUAGACCAUACAAGGUGGUGAUGUCGAGACUGAAUAGUCAGCCAAUGCCGUCACCAACGUGUCCUGUACUGAUGGAAAAAAUCGUCACGGUGUUGUUCCCGCAACAGCCAGAACUUCAUCGCACAGACGAAAAAUGGAAAUAG